Molecule: messenger RNA, 5271 nt
Organism: Chironomus riparius
Lineage: Eukaryota; Metazoa; Arthropoda; Insecta; Diptera; Chironomidae
Source: the annotation of a GenBank genome assembly
CUUUUGUAGCCAUAAUUAAAGUGUCAAUAUCAGUAAAUCUUAUUAAAAUUUUGUUUUUAUUAUUUAUUUUUUUCUGUUUUCUUUUGAAAAUUUCUAAGCGUUUAAAUUUGAAAAUUCAAAAACCGUUAUAGUAAACUUAACGUAUUUGGUAGCAAAAAAAACUGAAACAAUAGUUUCAUAAAGUUAUUAAAAAUAUUAUUAAGUAAAUGUAUAAAUUUAAGGCGUUGAGGUUAAGUAAAUUAAGGAUUAUAGGAGAUUUUAACUUUUUUAUUUAUAUUUUAAAGGAAACAAGUAGUGUGCCCCGUUAUUUCAGUUUGUUUCCCCUUAAUUUCAAAAUGGAGGACGAAUUGUAUCAUGUUUUUCAAAACUGUUUUAAUAAAAUUGCUAAUAAACAGCCAGGUUCCGAAAAACCAUUUCCAAAUGCAUAUGCAGCAAUGGAAUCCGUUGGCUUACAAUAUGGCGCAGAUGAGUUUGUUGAAGGACCUCCAGUCGUGAAUGUAAAUGAUCCCAAUCGUUAUACAUCGCCCAAAUCUAGCGCAAUUUAUGCACCUGAAAAUUUUUAUGACUCAGCCAGUGGUUCUUGGUACUCGCCGGCGGCAACAUCAGGCCAAAAUUAUGCACAGUCAUCGACAGCAGGAAAUUAUCAUAAUGUAAAUCACACACCUCAUAUGGCACAACAUGAAUCGCACUAUGGAAUGUCACCGCACAUUGAAGCACCGCCUCAUAUGAGCACGACACCUCAACCAUUACCGCCAAUGAGCUCUUUUCGGGGCAGUAGUAAUGGAUCAACACCAACAACUAAUCCAGCACUUUAUAAUCCCACACUUAGUCAUCAGCACAAUUUGCAAAAUGACACAUUAGUUGGAAAAGCACUUCAAACGAUGUAUCCAAAUGAUCAAAGCAUCAGCAGUUAUAGUUCCAAUCCAUCAACACCCGUCAAUUCUCCGCCACCUCUAACACAAACGCCAGGCACUUCACUAGCUAUUCACAAUUCUACACCAAGCACUUCAUGGCAACAAUUGACACCAGCCAAUGUUGUAAUUAACAACAAUCCAACAACAACUCCUGUAUUAAAUGGUAUUCAAAACGGACAAUAUGGCGCAUCUGAUUUGGUCCAUCGCGGUUUGCACAUGGCCAAUCAGCCAGAAUUAUUGGAUGAAGCAUUCGUUAUGUUGCGUGAUCAGGCCGAAAAUGCUACGGGUACACGUAUGGAGGAGCGUUUAGAUGAUGCUAUAAAUGUUUUACGAAGCCAUUGUGAGCCACAACUUAAUAUGUCAAGCGGAAUGGAAUCAAGCAUUGGAAACCAAUUUGCAAAUGUACCUACACAACCUCAAAAUGCAGACGGGCCUGGACUUAGUCAAGCCCCAAUUCCACAAGAUUUGCCAAUUGAUUUGCCAGUUAAAGUUGAACGCCCUUCCGUACCUUCUGCUUCGAAAAAACGAAAGGAACCGCCAGAUUCAGAUACAAAGCCAAGCAGUAGUUCAAUGGAUGGGGGUGCAUCAAAUAAAGCGAAUGGACAGAAAAGACAAAGACGAUACAAAACAUCCCAUAAUAGUUGCUCGAGUGGUGAAGACGACGAUGACGAUCUACUUGAUCCAAGUGAAAAAGAUCGAAAGGAGAAAGAGCGGCGACAAGCAAAUAAUGCUCGAGAGAGAAUAAGAAUUCGUGAUAUAAAUGAAGCCCUCAAAGAGUUAGGAAGAAUGUGCAUGUCACACCUAAAGUCUGACAAGCCACAAACAAAACUCGGUAUUCUUAAUAUGGCAGUAGAAGUUAUCAUGACAUUAGAACAGCAAGUUAGAGAGAGAAACUUAAAUCCAAAAGCUGCAUGCCUAAAGAGAAGAGAAGAGGAGAAAGCUGAAGAUGGUCCCAAAAUUCCACAGCAUCAUUUAUUACAACAAGCUCCCUAUCCUGCUUUGCCAGGUCCACCACCAAAUCUUCCACACAAUCAGACAGGCCAACAAUAGCAUUUUGAUAUUUGGUGAUAAAAUAAUUUGUAAGAAAAAAUUUAAUAAUGUUUCAAAAUGAAAGAUUAUAUAUCAAUAAUUCAUUUAUAUCAGAGAGAAAUGCAGUUCAUAAAAAAGAGAAUUAGACAUAAAGUAUCAAAAAACAAAAAAAUUCAAUAAUAGAAACUACAUCACAACCGAUAUUUUUUGAUAACAGUGAAAAAAAGAGAUAAACAGUGAAUUCAAUUUGAUUUCAAACAAGUUAAAAGAAGAUUAAUUUUAAAGUAUAAAAAAAGUGGAAGAAAAAUUUAUAAUUUUUACAACUUGAAGAAAAUGUAUAUAGCUUAAUUAAUUAGAUUAUAAGAAGGAGAAAAAAGUGAAAAAUCUUUUUUCGUAUUCUUUUUUUCACUCUCUUGCUCUAUAUGAAUGAAAUUAGCAUAAAAAAAAAUCGUCGACUUGUGAAUAUCUUCCCUUGUUCGAGCAGUAAAUUGAUUAGCACUAGCUACCUACGGUCUUCUGAAAUUAAAACUUUCUAAGAUGGUUAGACAAUCCCGAUAAACAAUCACAUCUUCAGAAAGAUAGUUUCAGCCAAUAAGUGUCAAUAUCUUCUCGUGUAAAUAAUUUUGGCCGGUAAAAAUUUAAAUUUUUAAAAUUGAAGCUAGCUUCAUGAUAUUCAUCAUAUUACAUGUAAUAGUAUUCAAGUUUUAAAAUACCGUUAAAUUCUGAAAAGGACUUGAUAUUUUUUGCAUGAAAAGAUUUUGAUCAUAAACGCAUGACGUUCACUAGAGAGUAACUUCUUGAAUGUCAAUAGUUUAAAAUCCUUUACGAUACUUAUUGGUUCCAUCAAUGCCAAAUAUUGUAAUUAAAAUAGCCUAUCUAAAUUUGCCAGUCAAUCAAAGUGGUUGUAUUCAUCGGUCCGUUCAAAAAGGGAAAAUGUGCGCAAAGAUCAUGAAAAAAAAAAAGCUUUGAAGAAUUUUCGCUAUUUGAUCAUUAUUGAGGAUAAUGAAAAUUAUUAAUUAUAUUAUGUUUUCUCUUCUUAGAUUAUAAUUUUUCAACUUACGACUAAAUAAUCUUUCGUCUUCUAUAAAGAAGAACUUCCAAUUGAAAUGAUUCGAUGAUUCUUCUUUUAAAAAAAAACUCUUUAGUAUAAAAUUGUGUAAUUCCAUUUUUAAUUUUGAAUUAAUUUUACUUAAUUAAAGUGAGAUAUAAUGAUGAAAAAAGAUAGAAAAUAAUUGAGAAUAACUUUACUUAAUAUCAUUUACUUAAGCAUUAGUUCAUCUUUCCAACACAUAUCUCUUGGGAUAGAUUUUGGUUUUGUUCCUCAAUUUCAUCAACUUUGUUUAACUUUUUUCCUGCUGUAUAACUUUCUCAUCACGGAAAGUUUUUUUAAGCGAUUCCAUUUGACAUUGCUCGCAGUUUUGCUCAAAAUGAUUUUUUUUCUCAAUUUCAGUGCCAUUAACUUCAAGUUCAAAUAAUUAAUUAAAGAAAUUGCGAAAUUGUUUGUGAAAUCGAUGAAACUUUUCCUGGUGAAUUAGUUUUUGGCUAUAAGGAAGAGCUGUUAUUUAGCAUAUGCUUGUGAAUAAGAAGUGAAAGAGUUUGGAGAACUUUUUGACAAUGGUUAAUUUUGUGUCUAAGAAAGUAUCUUUACUUAAAUUGCUUAAAUAAUUAGCUUGCUAUUUUACAGCUCAGAAUUUUAGUAAAAUUUACUACAACAUAUUAAGUAGAAAAUAGGUUGAUUAUAACAUUUAAAUAAACCAUGUGCUUAGUUUUCAAAUUAUUGUCAACUUGGUCAUCACUUAAACUUUUUGAGAUUACUUUGGGAUCCAAAACAUUCGUAAUAGUGAAUUUUACUAUUUUACUAAAGUUAAACAGACUUGAUGAAGGUAUUUUGAGGAUCUAUAAACAAACAAGCAUGAAAUUGAAUGAAAAUAAGAACUUGAAAUGUUUUCGACCAAAGCUUUUUGUCUAAUUCAUAUGUCCCCAAUAUUAUUUUGAUUUUUUAAAAAUCACGUGCAGUAUUUAUAUGCAAUUUGAAUUUUUGUCGUUUCGAGGAUUUUUUUUUCUUAGUUUGAAUUUUUCAGCACAAUCCCAAAGCCAUGGAUUGUUUGCUGUUUGUAUAAUUUUAUUUCAUUGUUUUACAUUGAAUCUUUGACAAAAUGCAAAGAAGAUAAAAGAGAAUGAGAGACAAAAGUAGACACAGCGAAGGCUUGUAAUUUCGAAUAAUAAUUAAGUAAAUCGGAAUUACGACCUCUUCUCUGUCAAUCUUUACCUCUAAUUAAAUUACUUAAAAGACGAUAAUUUAUUUUUUUACGUUUAUUAUUUUUUGUUAAAACAAUUGAAAUCAGCGAGAAAAUUCUUCAGCUAUGACACACUACAACGAUGACAACAAAGAGACGCGAGUUAUUCUUUGACAUGAAAAUGAGUUGUACAUUGCAUUAAGUUAUGCUACUAGCCUAGAAAGUGAUUAAUUUCUGGUAAUUACAUUGUGAUCUGGAAGUUGUAAUACUUUCAUGUAGUUCUUACCAUAACUGUCACUAAAAUUAUUGCCUACAGACAGGAUCAUGUAUUAUUUUGAUCAGGUUGCAUAUUUUUUUUAUAUAAAAGGUCCCUUAAAUAACGGUAAUUUUUUUGAAUUUUCAUUAUUGAAGCCAACUUCAAGUCGUACCAAAAGCUUUUUUGUUUUUAAAAAGAGCUUUUUCAGGAUCUGCGAUCUCAUUUUCAUGUCAUUAGGAUGUUUUAAUUUAAAAGAUAGUAAAAUGAAUGAAAUUAUAAGAAAAAUGUGAGAGAAGGAACUAAAAUGAAAAAAAAAAAUCAGAUAUAAGUUAAGGAUUAUAAAUGAAAGAAAAGUAACUAAAUUAAAUAUAAUUAGGAAUGAUAAUGAUUCAAUUUCAUUAUAAAAAAAAGAAGAAAAAAAAUCAAUUUAUAUUUUUAAAUUCAUGAAUGAUAAGCCCUUGAGAAUAAUGCGGAAAAGAAGAUAUAAGGAAUAAUAUGAAAAAAUUUAUAGUUAAAAGGCAUUGUGGAAGCGAAUUCUCAUUGAUAAUAAAAUAUGAAAUUAUGAAUUCAUACUCUAAGACGUGCUCAUAUCGUUUUUAUUUCAAAUUAAUUAUAAUUAUUAAUAAAAUGAUGAAAUAAUGUCGGAAAUGAAGAAAGAAAUUCUUAACGAACGGAAGAAUGAGUUUUCGCAACCACUUAAAUCAUCAUCCAAGUGAAUGAGAAAAUCCAUUUUAAAGUGAAAAAGAAUAAUAAAUGCUAUAAAUCUGGAACCUAAAAUAAUUUUUAGUAUUAUAUAUUAUACAAUAAAAACAUUAUAAUAAAAAUGAUGAAAAAC